AUGUCGGGGGGUAACGCCGGCGACGCCAUGAUCGGCCGUGUGUGCCGGAACUUCCCGGACACGUUUGCCAAGGACGAGGCAACGGCACGUGAGCAGGACAAGAAGUACUGGAUUAGCCGCGUGCUGGGCUCCGGCGCCACUGGUACGGUUCUGUGCGCGAAGCGCGUAUCUGAUGGCGAAGGAUUUGCCGUCAAAUGCGUUGACAUGGAGGGCAUGUCCGAGGCUGACAAAAAUCGUGCGCAGGCAGAGGUGGACUGCCUGCUAAACUGCGACUUCUUUUCGAUUGUCAAGUGCCACGAGGACCUGGCGAAGCGCGAUGCCAACAACCCAGAAAUGGUGCAGAUGAUUGCACUGGUGCUAGACUACGCCAACGCCGGUGAUCUCCGCCAAGAGAUCAAGAGCCGCGCCCGGACGGGUCGAACGUUCCGCGAGCAUGAGGCAGGUCUGCUGUUCCUACAGGUGCUGCUGGCCGUCCACCAUGUCCACUCGAAGCACAUGAUUCACCGUGAUAUCAAGAGUGCCAAUAUCCUGCUGUGCAGCAACGGCCUCGUGAAACUUGGUGACUUCGGUUUUAGCAAGAUGUAUGCAAAUACCGUGAGUGAUGAUGUCGGUCGCACGUUCUGUGGGACCCCCUACUACGUGGCACCGGAGAUUUGGCGGCGCUGCCCGUACAGCAAGAAGGCGGACAUGUUCUCGCUUGGCGUGCUUCUUUACGAGCUGCUGACGCUAAAGCGUCCCUUUGACGGCGCCAAUAUGCACGAGGUCAUGCACAAGACACUUGCUGGCCGCUUCGACCCCCUACCGAGCAAUAUUAGCCCAGAGAUGCGCGAUAUCGUGACAGCGCUGCUGAGUGGUGACCCAGGGCGCCGCCCGUCGAGCAGUCGCCUGCUGAACAUGCCCAUCUGCAAGCUCUUCCUGUCUGGCCUACUCGAGAUUGUGCAGACGCAACCGGCUUUCCAGGGGGGUCUGCGCGACUCGAUCUCGAACCAGAUUCAGGAGACGAAGCGGCUGCUAGUGACGGAGAAGCGCCAUAUCCAGCGCAUGAUGGAGGAAAGCUCGGGCAGCUCUGUGGCCGCGUCUACUACGAUUCUCGAAGGCGCUACCCCGCUGACAACGACGCUGGGCGGCCUAACGAUUCACGAGGGAACCGUGAAGAAGCAGAGCAGCGACAUGGUGUGGAAAAAGCGCUAUCUGUGCAUCCGCGCCGAGCUCGCCGACGGUCAGACAGUGCUCGAUAUGAACCCCAAGUUCAAGACCUUGGACAUGGUGCUGGCGAUAUCGAAGGAGACAAUGGAGCAGCAGUGCAUUUCCACGCCCUUCACGGAGCUGGAGGAUGCCUUCCCGGUGCCUGCGAAGUAUACCGGCUGCAAUGCCUCCUUUGUUUUCGCCGUCGCUUUCAAGACCGGAAAGCGCCUGUCGUUCCAGACAAAGAGCGAGGUAGAGCGCGACCUUUGGAUGGAAAAAAUUCAGGACGUUUUGGGAAUCGGCGACAGCGACGACGACAUGUCUCCUCUGCCCGCAAAGGAGUGA
This is a messenger RNA of Leishmania mexicana MHOM/GT/2001/U1103, 1530 nucleotides long. RefSeq lists its product as hypothetical. Gene Ontology annotation, molecular function: ATP binding; protein kinase activity. Bases 1 to 1530 code for a protein of 509 amino acids. The record is from RefSeq and is a predicted model, not a curated record. The transcript has a single exon. NCBI's taxonomy places the organism in Eukaryota, Euglenozoa, Kinetoplastea, Trypanosomatida, Trypanosomatidae. Gene Ontology annotation, biological process: protein phosphorylation.